Messenger RNA from Vicia faba (fava bean), 537 nucleotides. Lineage: Eukaryota; Viridiplantae; Streptophyta; Magnoliopsida; Fabales; Fabaceae. The record is from the annotation of a GenBank genome assembly.
AUGAUUCGUUUUGCAAUCUUAGUUGUUUUGUUUCUUUUUUGUUUUACAUCAUCCCUUGCAACCAAUAAAGUGGAUGUAGAAGCUAUUUGCAAGAAAUCAAAAAAUCCUUCUUUUUGUGACAAUCUUCUUAAAUCAAAGCCUGGUGGUGUAGGUGGAGACCUUGGUAGUCUAGCACAAUACACCAUUGAAGUACUUCGCACCGAUGUGUCAAAUACAAUCACCCUAAUCACAAAAUUAAUAGAAGAAAGUGGUAGCGAUCCCAUGAAACAAACACAGUACAAGAAUUGUUUGUCUCUCUUUGGAAUGGAGGAGGGUGCUCUUGGUGAAAUUGAGGAGGUUCUACAAAUGUUGAAGAAUUCCGAUUACAAUGGUAUGAACUUACAUAUGAGUAUUGUUCAGACCAAUGUUGAUGAAUGUCUUUCAGGAGAUUCAGAAGAUUCAUCGACUCAAAAUAAUCCAGAGUUAUCAAAAAAUGUCGCUGUUGUUGAUCAAGUUGCUCAGAUUAUUCUUAUCAUGUCAAAUAUGUUUAGAAAAUAG